This is a messenger RNA of Diachasma alloeum, 621 nucleotides long. RefSeq names its product putative gamma-glutamylcyclotransferase CG2811. Gene Ontology annotation, molecular function: gamma-glutamylaminecyclotransferase activity. The record is from RefSeq and is a predicted model, not a curated record. Lineage: Eukaryota; Metazoa; Arthropoda; Insecta; Hymenoptera; Braconidae. The transcript is spliced from 4 exons. Bases 18 to 527 code for a protein of 169 amino acids.
AUGGCGAGUUAAACGAAAUGUACGAGAGUUUAUUCCGGAGCCCACUGAAACGUGUGUUCGUUUAUGGUACCUUAAAACGUGGACAACCUAAUCAUGAACUUCUUACCAGUAGUUCAAAUGGUUAUGCGAAGUUCAUUGGUAUUGGUAAAACCCUAUACAAAUAUCCGCUGGUUAUUGCUUCCAAGUACAACAUUCCCUUUUUACUGAAACAGCCAGGAGUUGGGCAUCAAAUUCUUGGAGAACUGUACCACGUAGAUUCAAAAAUGAUGGACAAACUAGAUGAGCUGGAGAAACAUCCAUCGUUCUAUGUGAGAACUGAGGAAGAUAUCAUAAUGGCUAGGGAUAAGAAAGACGUCAACAUUGAAAAGAUAGGAUGUGUGACCAAAGCCUGGACUUAUUUUCUUCCGAAAUUCAAAUCGAAUCUCUUGGAGCUACCAAUGUACUCAUCAUACACUAGUGAGGGACCUCAUGGCCUCAAAUAUGCCGAAAGUCAGGAUCGUACAGCCAAUCCCGAAGAAAUCAUGUAAGAUUACCUUUAAAAGAGUGAAGAUCUCUCACCUGAAUCAAUUGUUAAUAAUUCUGUAAUUAUUUCAAAAUUUCUAUUCAAGAGAUAAAAAUAAA